Pyrenophora tritici-repentis Pt-1C-BFP is the source of this 2549-nucleotide messenger RNA. RefSeq names its product CorA, Mg2+ and Co2+ transporter. Gene Ontology annotation, biological process: magnesium ion transmembrane transport; intracellular magnesium ion homeostasis. Gene Ontology annotation, molecular function: magnesium ion transmembrane transporter activity. Gene Ontology annotation, cellular component: plasma membrane. The record is from RefSeq and is a predicted model, not a curated record. Lineage: Eukaryota; Fungi; Ascomycota; Dothideomycetes; Pleosporales; Pleosporaceae.
GCUCCGCCCCAGCGUGGGUUUACGGAGGCGACUACAAGAAGCCGCCUUAACUGGCCUGUAACGAAACACAAAUACUCGCUACUGCACUACUGUCUUUACAACUCUUACCUUUCUAUUUCUGGAGAGGGUGCGCCAGUCUGGAUACCGGACACAGUCACCCGUAGGCUUAGUGUAGGGGACGACCCUACGCGAAGCCAUCGCCAAGUUGAACGCGCCUUAGAGGUGGGCGCUCACAAGCGACUCACCGUUGUCGUGCGUCUUGCUCUGUAACAAGACGCCGAGACCUAAAUCUUGGCCUAGUCAAAGCAUAUCAGAUCCAACCUCCCACUCAUCGCCGCAAGAGUAGCCAGUAUGACUGACACUCCGAGAUCCGAGACCCAAACCCGCUUCAGCACCCCGGUAUCUGACCUGGACGACCACCGUCACCAAGCUGCCUCUCUUCCACGUCCUGCCUCUUUUGCGCGAGGCGAUCCUGGUUCGCCCUCCAGGUCUCGCCGACCGACCUUCGCCAGCGUUCACAGCCAAGACCGCCCCAACGUACUCUUUCAAGUCAACGAGGCUCUCGAGUCAGACAUAACUCGCCGCGACUUUGAAUGCGCUGUCGUAGAUGACGACCAGCACUUGUCCCCGGAUACCUACUUGCGCCGCGAAUCGCUGAGUCACAGCCCACAUGCUCGACGAGAGACAUUCAGGCGCCCCCGCGACGCAGGAUUGGAAAACACUACUAGAAGCAGAGCUUCCUCAACCACGUCGCGCUCCGUAUCCCCUCCCAAUUCCGUCGACGCUUUUGCAGGGCCUCGGCGCCGGGACCGAGCCAACACCCUACAGAGCCACGCAGGCUCUGAACAGGAUCUAGCGCUGCACAGGACGCUUUCUCGAGGCACAGCAUGUCGCCCAACCAUCAGUGAUGAGCGACCCCAGGACCUGCACAACAUUGAGGUGGCAUCUGCGCACAGUUCUGCAGAAGAGGAUGUUUGCUUCCCUGUAUCUGAGGACACAGGUAAGACCACAAGAUUCGACUAUGAAGAGUUGGAAGAAUUUGCCGCAGAGGCUCACGAGAAGACGCCCAUUGGCCAGCCCCUUCGUCACCAGGCGAGCGUAGCCUCCCGCAUGUCUACAAAACCCAAGAUCUUCUCGGACCUUCGCCCCAAGUCAACUUCUCCGUCACCAAGGACCGAUUGCGACAAUGCUACUCUCAAGAGCCUGGAUCCCGCUGUUCAAGAGAAGCUAGCCCAAGAAGGCCUCUCACACAUGUUUGCUGAGAAGCAGGCGCCCGAUGUCAAGGUCAACCGAUGGACCUUUUUCUCAUCUGAGCUUGAUGAUACCAUUCAUGCCGCUGAGUUGGGCGGUCUGCUCAUGCCUGGCGAACGUUUCCGGGACCUGUUUGACACUCCAUCAGAUGGCGGCGUUUGGUGGCUCGACAUGGUCAACCCAACAGAAGAAGAGGUCUUCGCUAUUUCCAAGGCCUUUGGGGUGCAUCCUCUUACUCGCGAGGAUAUUUGUAUCCAAGAGCCCCGUGAGAAGGUAGAGUUGUUCCACCAAUACUACUUUGUCUCUUUCCGCUCCUUCUUCCAAGCCGACAAGGAAUCCGAGGAAUACUUGGAGCCAGUCAACUUCUACGCCGUGGUUUUCAAAGAGGGCAUCUUGACUUUUACCUUCUGCGAGAGCCCCCACACGCUCAACGUACGCAAGCGCAUUAGUCGGCUUCGCGACUACAUCAACCUCAACGCUGACUGGAUUUGCUAUGCUCUGAUCGACGACAUUGUCGACAGCUUCGCACCUGUUAUUCGGGGCAUAGAAGAUGAAACCGACGCCAUCGAAGAUCAAGUCUUCACUGCCCGCAUCGAAGACUCUCGCGCCAUUCUCCGGUCGAUUGGCGAGUGCCGCAAGCGUGUUAUGCAGCUUCUGCGUCUCCUCGGUGGUAAGGCAGACGUCAUCAAGGGUUUCGCUAAACGUUGCAACGAGUCCUACAGUGUUGCCCCUCGUGGUGACGUGGGCAUGUACCUCAGUGAUAUCCAGGACCACGUCGUCACCAUGAUGUCCAACUUGUCUCAUUUCGAGAAGAUGCUCAGCCGAGCCCACUCCAACUACCUGGCUCAGAUUUCGGUCGACCAAGUCAUCCAGGGCAACGACAGCAACGCUACCCUUCAAAAGGUUACUGUCAUUGCAACGAUUCUCGUCCCGCUCAACUUGAUCUGCGGUCUAUUUGGUAUGAACGUCAAAGUCCCAGGCCAGGACGGCAGCUUAGGCUGGUUUUUCGGCAUCCUUGGUGUCAUUAUCCUCUUCGUCUGCGUCUGCUUGGGCGUUGCGAAGAAGAUGCGGUUCAUCUGAUGUUGUUUCCAACUUCUCCUUCUUAAAGACACUUUUUCCCUAUGUUGUUCUUAUAUCUUACUCGUAUACACGAUAACGAAAGCGCUGGAGUAAUGGGAUGGGUACUGCCAUAGAUUUUGGCUCUAGUAGAUGAAGCAGGAUGACGAGGUCUCUAGAUUAUGCUGUAUACGGUUCAGUUGGACAUUACAUAUACAAUGUGAAAUCGAAAAGUUUUGUUG